UGCAACAAUUUUCUGGGCGAAGUGGUGCAUUAUCUGUCAUAAAUGCAGGGGUGCCACUAUUUUUGGCCAUGACUGUAUAUAUGUAAGUGUGUGUUUGUGUAUAUAUAUAUAUAUAUAUAUAUAUAUAUAUAUAAUUUUUUUUAUUUUGUUUACAUAAUAGCUCUUCCAUGUCAAAUACCUUGUCAUAUAUCAUAUCCCUUCUAACCCAUAUAAAACAUUUGUAUUAAUAUUUAUAUAAAAUAUUUUUUAUCUGACAGUAUAUAUAUAUAUAUAUAUAUAUAUAUAUAUAUAUAUAUAUAUAUAUAUAUAUAUAUGUAUGUAUGAGUUAAAUACUUUAUUUUAAUGUAUUUAUGUUGUGUUCGGUGCAAUGUUACACUUUUCACAAGGGGUUUCAUGCACGCUAAUCUGGUGAACGCAAAUUUUGUUUGCAUUAAAGCGCAACCAUUUACUUUCAACGUGUAAUAUGUGCACUACUUAAUGCUGUUGCGAUAUUGCUUAUCUUGUCCUGCACUAACAAUAGAUAUGCAACUUGUUCUCUAGCCCAUAGUUAACAUCAGUACGAGAUCAGCAAUGCACUGGCAGUCUUAAACUGAACACACCCAGUGAUUGGUGGCUUUACAUAUAUGCUGCUCCUUAUUGGUUCAGCAGUCAUGUUUAGAUGAAGCACUGAAGCGCCUCCCAUUGCAGUGUUAUAGUAGUGUAAUGAUAUUAUGUUUAAAUUCAGAAAAGCAUUUUCUUAUUGCAACUUUAUAUCCCAUUAAAGAAGAUUCUCAGUCAUACUUUAUUACUUUAAAUUUUUACUAGAAAAAAGCAGUAAUACACUAUUUCAAAAUUCAGCAAAGGAAAAUGCUGAACUAGACUCAAAUGUUAUCAUUGUUUGCUUCUUUAUCUUUUGUGUGGGAUAUAAAUGUAUAUAAAGUAUAUAUGUGUGUGUGUAUGUUUAUAUAUAUAUAUAUAUAUUAUACAUAUAACGUUUAUCUUCAAAUACUUUUAAAAAAAUUGUAGUGUCAAUGUAGUGCAACAUUAUUAGGACAUUUGUUAAAAAUAUGUAAUGUUUUGCACUGAUUUUUAUAUGCUUUUCAAAUAUUUUUUUAUAAACAAAAUAUUGUAAAAACAGGAGAUUGCUAUGUGUAUGUUGCAUCCAUUAAUAAAUAAAUAAAUAUAUAAAAGUGUAUGUGGAUAUAUAUAUAUAUAUAUAUAUAAGUACACACUCACAGACAUCCUUUUGUGUAAAACUGUUCAGAUAGAGUUUUAUUAUCCAGGUAUCCUGCUUUGAUAUAAUAAAAAUGAGCAGUUAAUCAUUUGCUCAAUGUCUCAAAGGCAAUUGGUUGUUGUGACUUGCAAAGAACCGGAUUGGGAGCUGAGCCAGAGUUUGUCUGCCUUUUCUGCCAAGGUCUGUAUCAGAUUUAAGACACAUGCUCCCUUGAAGGUUGUGAAGAAAGUUUGAACACAGAGUUGGAUUACAGCUUUUCCCUGUUAACAAUAUUGAUUUCGCUCUUGCAUCACAAAAAUUCUGCUGCAGCGCUGAACUCAAAACAGCAUUUUCAGGACUUCUGAGGAAACAAAGUAUUACAGCAUCGUGGAUGUAUAUUAAAUAUUUACAUCGCUAUCAACUAAACUGCAGCUAACUGGCUUUGUAAUAUGCUAUGAAUGAAAGGAAACCAUAAAAAAGAUUCAUAGAACAUCUUCAAGAUUUUCUUUUAAAUAUUUUUUUCACAUAGGUCCUAAUUUUACUUUUUUUUUUUUAAUUUUGUAUAUAUAUCUAUAUUUGCUUAUGACGGCACUUUAACGUACUUUACUUUUGAAUUUCAUUUGUUUUGUUUUUUAUUCUUAAUAAAUAUCGCCAUGUACGUUAAGAUAGGGAUCUGCUGCUGCAUGUUAUCGAGUGUUUAGAUUAUUGGAGAUUCUAGGUACCAAUAUGAGCAGAAACUGGGCAUUUACAAGUCUUUUUAUAUUGCUGCUGCAUCAUCUUGAAGGAUUUGAUUAUGAUGAUGGAAACAUAAAGGGCACAUCACAGAAAGAAUUAGAGAUGAAGAUCAGAUCUGCUGAUAGUCUUGAAGAUCUUCUUCGGAUAACACAUCCAAGAGAGCUAAAGCUAUGGAGAUGCAGAUCAAAACUCAAAUCCUAUGUGAGCAUUGAUUCUAGGUCUUCAUCGCAUCGCUCAACGCGCUUUGCAGCAGCUUUUUAUGAUAUUGAAAUACUAAAAGCUAUUGAAGAAGAGUGGCAAAAAACUCAAUGUAUGCCAAGGGAAACAUGUGUGGAUGUUGGGAAAGACCUUGGAACUGCCACCAACACGUUUUUUAAGCCACCCUGUGUGUCAGUGUACAGAUGUGGAGGAUGCUGCAAUGAUGAAGGGAUUUCAUGUGUGAAUACAAGCACAUCCUACGUCUUAAAAACGCUUUUUGAAAUUUCAGUUCCUCUGACACAAGCACCGGAACCUGUGACCAUCAAAAUUGCUAACCACACAAGCUGUAAAUGUUCCGCUACUCUUCUACGCCACCCAUACGCCAUUAUAAGAAGAUCAGUCCCCUCUCCAGAACGCAGCUGUACCCAUGAAAAUAAGCUUUGCCCCAGAGGCUCACAGUGGGAUAACAUCCGAUGUAAGUGUGUGUCUACUGUCAACACAAGGAGAAAAGAGCUUGCUAUAUGUGGUGCACAUAUGGAGUUUGAGGACACAUGUGAAUGUGUGUGCAGACGAACAUGCCCUGAACACCACAUUCUAAACCAAGAGAAUUGUACUUGUCGAUGCCGGGAAAGUCUGGAAAGCUGCUCACAAAAACAGAAGAUAUUUUACCAUAAUACCUACAGUUGUGAGGAUCCGUGUCCGUUCCAGGCCAAAUCAUGCCCAAAUGCAAAGCUAGUGUGUGCAAGACAUUUCCUCUGUGCAAAAGACAAAACAGGAUUUCACUGGUCUCCGAACAGAGAAGAUCCCUGAAUGACCCGUCUUAAAAUUAUGUAGCUUUCAUCAUUUCACUCUUAAACAUUACCAAUUUUUGGAAAAUAAAAUGCACAUGUAUACGUUUUA
Molecule: messenger RNA, 3025 nt
Organism: Bombina bombina (fire-bellied toad)
Lineage: Eukaryota; Metazoa; Chordata; Amphibia; Anura; Bombinatoridae
Gene: VEGFD
Product: vascular endothelial growth factor D
Biological process (GO): induction of positive chemotaxis; positive regulation of endothelial cell proliferation; positive regulation of protein phosphorylation
Cellular component (GO): membrane
Molecular function (GO): chemoattractant activity; growth factor activity; vascular endothelial growth factor receptor 3 binding
Source: RefSeq, a predicted model, not a curated record